Messenger RNA from Heterocephalus glaber (naked mole-rat), 969 nucleotides. RefSeq names its product olfactory receptor 4P4. Gene Ontology annotation, molecular function: olfactory receptor activity; G protein-coupled receptor activity. Gene Ontology annotation, cellular component: membrane. NCBI's taxonomy places the organism in Eukaryota, Metazoa, Chordata, Mammalia, Rodentia, Bathyergidae. Gene Ontology annotation, biological process: G protein-coupled receptor signaling pathway. The record is from RefSeq and is a predicted model, not a curated record.
AUGGAAAAUACAAAUAACAUCACAGAAAUUAUACUGUUGGGACUUUCCCAGAACAAGAAAGUUAAAAAUCUGUGCUUUCUAUUGUACUUGUUUUGUUUUAUAGCUAUUUGGAUGGGGAAUGUACUCAUAAUGAUUUCUAUCACUUGCAGCCAGCUAAUUGACCAACCCAUGUAUUUCUUCCUUAAUUACCUUGCUCUCUCAGACCUGUGCUAUACUUCCACAGUGACCCCUAAACUAGUCACCGACUCGCUGAAAGAAAGGAACACCAUUUCUUAUACUGGCUUCAUGGCUCAGCUUUCUGCUAUGCACUUCUUCAGGGGCAUCGAGAUCUUCAUCCUCACAGGGAUGGCCUGUGACCGCUAUGUGGCCAUCCGCAAGCUGCUGCACUAUGCGGUCAUCAUGAGCAGGCCCAGGUGUAAUGCGGCUGUCACUGCAUGCUGCUCAGGGGGAUUUCUGCAUUCCUUUGUCCAGUUCCUCUUCAUUACCACCCUGCCUUUCUGUGGCCCCAUUGAAAUGAAGCACUACUUCUGUGAUGUGUUCCCUUUGCUGGAACUGGCCUGCACAGACACACACAGAGCCGGAAUCCUAGUGGUCACCAAUUCAGGCAUGAUGGGAUUGGUGGUGUUUGUGGUUGUGAUGCUGUCUCACAUGGUGAGUUUGUACACCAUCAGGGCUUACCCUACAGAGAGUCACAGGAAAGCCCUUUCCACCUGCAGCUCCCACGUAAUGGUGGUGGUUUUGUUCUUCGUGCCUGUCCUCUUCAUUUACAUCAGACCAGCAGCCUUCCCAGAGGACAAAGUGUUUGCUCUUUUCUACAGCAUCAUCAUGUUCAACCCCCUGAUCUACACUUUGUGGAACACAGAGAUAAAGGAUGCCAUGAGGAAGAUUUGCUGCCAGAAAUCAUUUUUGAUUGGAAGACAGCUCAUCUGCAAGUCACUCUACUCCCCAUGGUGUACACUGCCCAAAUGA